AUGUACCUCGUGUGCCCCGUUGCUCUCGUCACGGCGGCGCUCACCUUCAAGUCUGCCGACGCGCACGGGUACAUCUCCAACUCUGCCGCCCAGUUCGUCGACCCCGACAAAUCGACGUUUUACGUCAAGACCAUGACAGCCAACGUGAACCGCGCCUUUGGUGGCCUCCGGUGGGACGACAGCCCGGAGGCCAACGCAGCCACCUUCACCUCGUCCUUCGCCAAGGCCGGCUACUCGUCGCUCCGGGACAUGCUCGACCAGCAGGUGACGGACUGCGCCAACACGCGCACUGACGUUUCGCCCGUAGACGUGUCCGAUCUCACAGCAAUGACCUGGCAGAAUAACCCGGGUGUGAUCACGCACCGGGGCCCGUGCGAGGUCUGGAUCGAUGAAAUCAUGAUGAACCACCGGGACAACUGCCUCGCCGGGAACGUCGCCGUGUACUCUAUGGAGAUAAGCACCGACUUCUCCAAGUGCUCGGACAAAUGCACGCUACGCUUCUACUGGCUGGCGCUGUACGAACCCAACUGGCAGAUCGUGCGUAUUGAUCGUGAACAAUGCUGGGGCCGGUCAACGAGCUCGCACUGA
This is a messenger RNA of Phytophthora sojae, 588 nucleotides long. RefSeq lists its product as hypothetical. The record is from RefSeq and is a predicted model, not a curated record. The transcript has a single exon. Lineage: Eukaryota; Oomycota; Peronosporomycetes; Peronosporales; Peronosporaceae. The coding region runs from base 1 to 588 and encodes 195 amino acids.